Artibeus jamaicensis (Jamaican fruit-eating bat) is the source of this 1820-nucleotide messenger RNA. It is a transcript of the gene KCNJ4, whose product is annotated as potassium inwardly rectifying channel subfamily J member 4. The coding region runs from base 169 to 1503 and encodes 444 amino acids. The transcript has 2 exons. The record is from RefSeq and is a predicted model, not a curated record. Gene Ontology annotation, biological process: potassium ion import across plasma membrane; regulation of monoatomic ion transmembrane transport. Gene Ontology annotation, molecular function: inward rectifier potassium channel activity. Gene Ontology annotation, cellular component: plasma membrane. NCBI's taxonomy places the organism in Eukaryota, Metazoa, Chordata, Mammalia, Chiroptera, Phyllostomidae.
CGAGGCCGUGUAUGACCUGUGGGUCAGGCGCGUGGGGAAACAGUGACCGAAGGUGCCACUUCGGAGGACACGUGCAGGAGACCAGACUCCCAGCCUCGCAGCAAGGCGGUGGCUAACGAAUCUCCCUCGGCCCCGCGUCCUCCCAGGUGACCACGCCGGCUUCAGGACAUGCUCGGGCACAGCCGCAACGGGCAGGCCCACGUGCCCCGGCGGAAACGCCGCAACCGCUUUGUCAAGAAGAACGGCCAAUGCAACGUCUACUUCGCCAACCUGAGCAACAAGUCGCAGCGCUACAUGGCGGACAUCUUCACCACCUGCGUGGACACACGCUGGCGCUACAUGCUCAUGAUCUUCUCCGCGGCCUUCCUUGUCUCCUGGCUCUUUUUCGGCCUCCUCUUCUGGUGCAUCGCCUUCUUCCACGGUGACCUGGAGGCCAGCCCAGCGGUGGCCUCGGCGGGGGCCCCUGCAGGCAGCAGCGGGGCCGCGCCGGCAGCCCCCAAGCCGUGCAUCAUGCAUGUGAACGGCUUCCUGGGCGCCUUCCUGUUCUCGGUGGAGACGCAGACGACCAUCGGCUACGGGUUCCGGUGCGUGACGGAGGAGUGCCCACUGGCGGUCAUCGCCGUGGUGGUCCAGUCCAUCGUGGGCUGCGUCAUUGACUCCUUCAUGAUCGGCACCAUCAUGGCCAAGAUGGCGAGGCCCAAGAAGCGGGCACAGACACUGCUGUUCAGCCACCACGCGGUCAUCUCGGUGCGUGACGGCAAGCUCUGCUUGAUGUGGCGUGUGGGCAACCUGCGCAAGAGCCACAUCGUGGAGGCCCACGUGCGGGCCCAGCUCAUCAAGCCCUACAUGACCCAGGAGGGCGAGUACCUGCCCCUGGACCAGCGGGACCUCAACGUGGGCUAUGACAUCGGCCUGGACCGCAUCUUCCUGGUGUCGCCCAUCAUCAUCGUCCACGAGAUUGACGAGGACAGCCCGCUGUACAGCAUGGGCAAGGAGGAGCUGGAGUCCGAGGACUUCGAGAUCGUGGUCAUCCUUGAGGGCAUGGUGGAGGCCACGGCCAUGACCACCCAGGCCCGCAGCUCCUACCUGGCCAGCGAGAUCCUGUGGGGCCACCGCUUCGAGCCCGUGGUCUUUGAGGAGAAGAGCCACUACAAGGUGGACUACUCACGCUUCCACAAGACCUACGAGGUGGCCGGCACGCCCUGCUGCUCUGCCCGGGAACUGCAGGAGAGCAAGAUCACCGUGCUGCCCGCUCCCCCGCCCCCGCCCAGUGCCUUCUGCUAUGAGAACGAGCUGGCCCUCAUGAGCCAGGAGGAAGAGGAGAUGGAGGAGGAGGCGGCGGCUGCGGCGGCUGUGGCCGCAGGCCUGGGUCUGGAGGCAGGCUCCAAGGAGGAGGCGGGCAUCAUCCGAAUGUUAGAGUUCGGCAGCCACCUGGAUCUGGAGCGCAUGCAGUCCACCCUCCCGCUGGACAACGUCUCCUACCGCAGGGAGUCCGCCAUCUGACCUCCGGGCCCCGCCCCGUCACCUCCUGCAAGAGCCUCUGCUGCCGGGGUGGGAUGCCAGGACCCCCCCCUCCACAUUCAGGACAGAGCCGACCCUGGCUCCAUGGACCUUCCAGAGGGAGGCGGGGCUUUAAAGCUGGGGGCCCCUCCCUACUGGCUUCGGAACCCAAGCCUGGGAAGGUCCCAGGAACCCUCAGCCCUGCCACCCCAGCUCCCCCAGUGCCUACGUGCUGGUGGCUCGGGGACCCAGACCCCCCACCUCUGCUCCCCAUCAACCCUUCAAGGACACGGCCCCUUUGUUCUCAGAACCUUGGGGAA